ACAAAGCGUUCUGGGCGAGGAUUGGACGUUAGCGCGUCUCACUCUGGGAUUGGCCGAGGCCAGACAUUGGCACUUUUUGGAUUGGGAUUCGCGCACUUCCUUGACCACUGACCUUGUCCGGCCUUGGGGACCACGAGGGUUCGUCCUGUCCCGCCUCCCGCGGUGGCCUGUAUUUUGACCUGGUGAUUGAUUGCCCGUGAAUUCAUCAUGAUGGGCGGAUCGCAUGGCUUCCCAGAGAUCAGCGCUCAAGCGGCGUACGAUGGGUUCUGGCCCAAGGCCACGGAAGAAAUUCGAACCAUGGACAUGAGUGCCCUCAAACACCAAGAAUUGCCCUUGGCCAGAAUCAAAAAAAUCAUGAAAUUAGACGAUGAUGUCAAGAUGAUUAGUGCCGAAGCCCCGGUAUUGUUUUCCAAGGCUGCGGAGAUGUUCAUAACAGAAUUAACAAUGCGGGCCUGGAUUCAUACAGAAGACAACAAAAGGCGGACGCUCCAACGCAACGAUAUCGCCAUGGCCAUCACCAAAUACGAUCAGUUCGAUUUCCUCAUUGAUAUCGUACCUCGCGAUGAUAUCAAGCCCGCCACGCAGCCACCCAAAAAAGAAGAGGCCAUGGGCCGAAUCGUAGGAUCCAACAAUGAUCAGGUCUCGUAUUAUCUCCAAAUGGCUCAACAACAGCAAUUGCAAGGGGCCACUGCCACAGCUCAGACCCAAGUCGUACCCGGUAAUGCCUUGGUUCAACCCCAAAUUAUCCAACUCCAACCUACGCAAAUGGUGAACCAGAUCACUCCACCCGCCGGAGGGAUCCAGAUCGUGCAACAAAUUGUUGGUCCCAAUGGAGAAAUACAACAGAUACCCAUUCAAUUGACCGCGCAGCAACUGGGCCUGAUACGCCAACAAAUGACGGGAGCCCAACAGCAACCCUUGGUCAUUCAAACCGCGCCGAUUCAAGCCGCAAGUUUACAAGGGUCGGUGCCACAAACCGUACAAGUGACCCAAGGGCAACAGGCCUCCAUGCAGACUUUAGGACAUCAAGUGUACAUAACUGAUCAACAGCAAUAAUGACGCAUUACCACCAUGAACCCGCGUGUCCAGUGAAUAACCCUGUUGAUUGUAUUUAAUACCUCCACCUCCUUGACCCCUCGGAAUGAACGACAGACUACAUUAAACAUUGGAUUUAUUAGAUGUGUGAAAGUAUGCGAGUAAUAUCA
Tigriopus californicus is the source of this 1205-nucleotide messenger RNA. RefSeq names its product nuclear transcription factor Y subunit gamma-like. The transcript has 4 exons. Gene Ontology annotation, molecular function: DNA binding; DNA-binding transcription activator activity, RNA polymerase II-specific; protein heterodimerization activity. Gene Ontology annotation, biological process: regulation of DNA-templated transcription. NCBI's taxonomy places the organism in Eukaryota, Metazoa, Arthropoda, Copepoda, Harpacticoida, Harpacticidae. The coding region runs from base 208 to 1056 and encodes 282 amino acids. Gene Ontology annotation, cellular component: nucleus; CCAAT-binding factor complex. The record is from RefSeq and is a predicted model, not a curated record.